Molecule: messenger RNA, 2227 nt
Organism: Penicilliopsis zonata CBS 506.65
Lineage: Eukaryota; Fungi; Ascomycota; Eurotiomycetes; Eurotiales; Aspergillaceae
Exons: 6
Biological process (GO): positive regulation of transcription from RNA polymerase II promoter by galactose; DNA-templated transcription
Cellular component (GO): nucleus
Molecular function (GO): DNA-binding transcription factor activity, RNA polymerase II-specific; RNA polymerase II cis-regulatory region sequence-specific DNA binding; zinc ion binding
Source: RefSeq, a predicted model, not a curated record
CAUGAAUAUUACACCGGUUGUGAUGCCCUUUCCAUCGUCUUCGCCAGCGGCUGUGCCCCCAAGGCGCCGUCGCAAGACGAGACUGGCAUGUAUCUCCUGCCGCAUCCGGAAAACUGGCUGUGAUGGGGGCCGGCCUGCGUGUGGCACCUGCGUCGUUAGAGGCCGGCCUGAUCAGUGUGUCUAUCAGGCAGACGCCCGCCCUCGAGUUCCGGCCGCCAGCCAGCCCGAGUCUGUGACCCGGUUCGUCUAUACAGCUCACAUGCGUCGCAGCCCAUCGCCAUCUCGGACCAAGUCCCUCGGGAACCCGACGCCGCCAUAUACCGAAUCCCUCGUAGAUCCGGACCUUGUUCAUUUGAACCGCAGCUCCUCGGUUGCAGUCUCCAACGGGAACUCAUCGACUACUCAUGCACCAUCGUUCGACGAUGAGGGUGCCAUCUUCGGCCCGUCUUCGAAUCAUGCCUUCAUCCGGCGUGUAGCUGCUGCAGCGUCGGUUGCCUCUGAAGAUGACAUUCGACAGCAAUCAAACGCCCUCUUUGGAGCCGAGGAACAGUUCAUCAACGAUUCAGUGGGAUUUCCGGUGGUUGAUGAGAGUGGGUUCAGCUAUGAUUAUGAGUCCGUCACCCUUCCACCAAGGCCUCUUUCGGAUGUCCUUGUGCGGGCGUACUGGCGCCAUGUCCAUCCUCUACUGCCCAUUCUGCACCAGCCCUCUGUCUCCCAGACCUACAUGGAUCUGUGGCAGCCGUCGGCCUUUGAUCCGAAACUGCGACGGAAACGCAUAUACUUCCACGCCGUUCUCAACAUGAUGUUCGCGUUAGGCUGUCAACGUUACGAUGGCAUCCCUCCAGAGCAACGCAAGCAGGAUGCCGCCACGUUCUAUAAGAGGUCGUUGCGCCUCGCCUCCGUGGAGACGCUGGAUGUGUAUAGUCUAGUGACCGUGCAGCUUCUGCUUCUUCGCACCUUAUACCUGCAAUAUGCACCUCACUCGGUCCGCUGCUGGACCACUUGCGGUGUUGCGAUCCGAGCAGCCCAAGGCCUAGCCCUGCAUCUGGAUAGGCGGGAGGAGAACCAGAUCCAAAGAGAGACGAGACGCAAAUUAUGGUAUGGCGCCCUGAUAUUGGAACGAUUCGCAGCAACCUCGUCUGGCUGGCCUGUCACGCCGUUGGUCCCAAAUCCAGUUCCAUUCCCCGCCGAAAUCGAUGACGAAUAUCUCUUGGAAUCCGGCGAAGGCCGGCAGCCCGAAAACAUCCCAUCUCGCGUGUCCUUCUUCAACCAGUACGCAAAGCUCACUGUAUCCAUCUGCACCGAAAUACUGGAAAAGGUGUACAGCUACGUCGAUGAAAAGUCAGACGGAAACCCGCAUCUGACGUGCUAUCACUAUCUGCGAGACGUCCCGGAAAUGUGCUCCAGACUGGAUGAUUUCGUUGAGAAUCUUCCGCCACAUCUCAAACAGCAGAACUUCAGCUCGGGGAAUCGGGAACUGGACGAGUGCUUCCAUACGCAAGGAGAAAUCCUGAGACAAAGAGCAGUGUAUAUUCGAUUGCUCGUCCUGCGGCCAUGUCUCCUCACCUCCGUCAAACUCCACAUGCGUGAGAUGGGAGUGUCGACCGGCCGCAAUGAAGACAGCAGUUCAGUCGCUUCACUCCUUCGGGGAAGUACCAUGAGGGAUCUCAGCCUUCUCGGAGUCUCGACUGCCCACAUCGUUCUGGACGAUUUGCAUCUGACCCGGCAAUUGCCCACAUGGCACACAGUCCGAAUGGCCUAUGGGGCAAUGAUUGUGCUGCUUGCGGCAAGCCUGAUACCAGAACUGCUGGUGGAUUUCAAACGCGGCCCGGGGAAGCUGUCGUGGAACAAAACGCUCGACAUUCUUGAGCAGUACAAGCUGCAAGACGCAACUGUCGAGAAUGGUAUCAAGACACUGUGGCGAUAUCACAAUGAAUUUAAAGCCUGGAGGGAUAAAGGCACGGGGAGCACCACCGGCGCACUUGAAACCACCGUAACCGAGGUCAACGAGUCGGCAUCGUUGGAGAACGUAAUGCCCGUCCUGGAUGAGAACUGGCUAGCGAACAUGGCCAAAGAAUUCGAAAAGGACUUCCCGCUGGGAGAACUUGAACAUGAAUUGUUCGACUCGAGCAUGCCCACCGGGUGGGCGAUCCCGUAGCGCGGUGCAGGGAAGUCCUUAAUUUCAGUGCUGGCGGGUACAGUCUAUUAGAUGUGAUAGUUACAGGAA